AACGCCCCUCCCGCGCCAGCCCCGCAGGGGUCUUGCCGCCGGCUUUCUGCUCCUCUGCGGGGCCCACAGGCCCAAAACGCCCACCCUAACCUCGACUGUCCAGUCCACGACCCCGCCCCUCCUGCUGCUUGCCCCUCGGCACAGACCCAGGCCCUGCUCACCUACCCCUGCACUACUAAGCUCGCGCAAGGCCCUCGCCCUCACCUCAAACCUCUGCUUCCUCGAGCGUCGUCCCUUGGAGUUCGGCCUCUCCUCGCCUCAGCACCUCCUGGCCCUUUCUAUAUUAGCUCCGCCCCUCGGGCCCUCCUUUCCCAUGUCCCGUCCACAGGUAUGGCUCUGCCCCCAGGAGCCCGCCUUUUCCCUUCGAAGCUCCCACUCCUUGCCCGGACCACACCCAGCUCCACCGCCUGCUCAGUUCUGCUCUGACAGGGCCCGCCACAGCCCCGCCCAGCCGCGAGAGGCCCCGCCCGCACUCGGUGGCCCCGCCCAACCACUCCCUCCUCCCGCGCCCUCGCCCAGCCUGUCCGCAGGCUCUGAGCUGGGUACAUGCCCGCACCCGGGGCUAAAGCGGCGUUCCGCCGUCUGGUCUGCGUUGGCUCCGGGAUCCCGCCAUCCAUCAAGGCGGAGGGCCCUGGAACACUGCACUGUGACUGAGGGCAGCGACCCCAUCUGGGUAAAGCUGGGGCCACCGUGCCGUCUAAAUCAGGAGGAGGAGCCUCUGAACUGAAUCUCCAAAUACCCACUGCUCUCUAAAGCAUCCCCAGGUCUCCUGCCUCUCUCCCUGGAGUGCCUGUCCCUUCCUGAGGAUGCUGCUCCUGCAUGGUUUUUAUGUUCUGGUUACGUCCUAGCUGAGUUUUGGGCACCCCAUGCCUCCUUUGUGUCUAUCUGAAACAGCAACUGUUUGCUAAGUGAAUGUGUGUGACUUUAAUAAACUGAGCAAUAUUCAUUGGAAAACACAUUUAAUUUCAAAGUAAACAAAGAUGUUUGUACAUUAUUUAAUUAGUGAAAUAAUUAUCAUCAAUGUAACAAGCUGAAAAAUACAGCAACUUGAUACAAGACUGAGGUAACAAAAUACUUCACCAAAAAUCUAAAGAACCCCGUGGAGGGCUGAUUGAUGUUCAGUGGUUACUGCGGGUGAGACAAUUCACAAGAAUUAGAGAAAGUCCUUACACAACUGCAUGCAGGGGUCUGCUGGAAAAAAAGACAGCCCUGGAGAGUGCAA
This is a messenger RNA of Symphalangus syndactylus (siamang), 1222 nucleotides long. RefSeq lists its product as uncharacterized. NCBI's taxonomy places the organism in Eukaryota, Metazoa, Chordata, Mammalia, Primates, Hylobatidae. The record is from RefSeq and is a predicted model, not a curated record.